AGCUCAUACUGUUUAACGCUGUCCGCAGAAACAUUGGUGUGCUCGUUCCUUAUCAGUGGCAGUCAUUUUGUGUUAAAGUAGGUAUGUCAGGAGCCAGGACGCAGAUUGCAGACUCAUCAACUUCGCCGCCCUUAAGCGACAGUCGGCGGGUGGAGUACACAGGCAUGAAAUUUUCCUACGCGGACGGGUCCGACGACGAGGCGCCUCUGAACGCCGAGCUGCCGUCGUGCGUGUACGCUGCGGCUCGCAGCCGGCUCCAGCUACCGCUGGCCGCCUACGUGCACCAGCACACCAGACAGCUGCACUCUGAAGUCCUGCUGGAGGCGUCGACGGAGCCCGAGUACCAGUGCGGCGGCUCGCCGUACCGCGUGCAGCGCGCCGCGGCCAACGUGCGCGAGCGAAGACGGAUGCUGAGGUCCGGCCCCAAUGGCAGUAUAAACUCGGCGUUCGACGAGCUGCGCGUGCACGUGCCGACGUUCCCCUACGAGAAGCGGCUCAGCAAGAUCGACACGCUGCGCCUCGCCAUCGCCUACAUCGCUCUACUCAGGGAGGUCUUGGACGCUGAUUAUGAUCCAUUAACAUACGUGGAGAAAUGCUUGAGAGGAGAGAUCAAAGCAGAGAGAGCGCAUUGGAAUACAAGUGAUCUGACAGCAAGGCUGUCGUGGAUCAACUGGGAGAACCUGGGCGUUAACCCGCAGCGCCGCAGCGUCCUGACGUCACUAGCUCUGGGCUCGGACAAUAUGCAGUAUUCACAUAAUUGAACCUACCCAUUUGUGUACUGUACAUAACAUAUACUCUGUCAAACAAGUCUGUCACUAAAUAAGAACAAAGAAAACUAUAGGUAUCCUUUUCUCUAGCACCCUAAAGAAAAGGAUGCAUAUAGUUUUCUUUGUUCUUAUUUACUGAUAGACUUGUUUGACAGAGUAUAUUUAUUUGCGGAAACUAUCAGCAUCGCUCUAAGGAGUAUAAGUGCGUUUUCACAUUAUCCGAUCCGAUAUCGGAUGUCGGACCGAUAUCCCAUACAUUACAGGCGCCAUCUUGGAUUUUUUCUAUUGAAAUCCUUCCGACAUCCGAUAUCGGAUCGGAUAAUGUGAAAACGGCCUAAGGCGGGACAGCCCAACGGCCAAAGUGGAAAGAAUGUUGGUUACUAUAGUGACACCUACUGAUUUUCAUAUCACAAUGGUAUUGUAAAAAAAUGUUAUCAAAUUCGUUCUUUACAUAAUGUAUAAUAAACAAAAAUGCGACUUUCGUUUAAAUCAGGUCACAUCUAGUCACGAGUGCAAUCUAUUUAUUCUAACUAGCUGUUAAAUUAAUCUCGAAAAUACUGAUGAUAGUUGCUUCCUAAAUUACUUAGGUAGGUAAAAGUAUAAACUACACACGCUUUAGUUAAAAAAAAGCCAAAUUGGUGUUGUCAAUCAAUUUCAGUUUCAACCACAGAACUAUAUUUAGAUAGAAGAAACAAGUUCAUCUAUUUGUAUAGGGGCCGAGCGUGUCAAAUUUUGUACUGAAGUUGUUUCUU
Leguminivora glycinivorella is the source of this 1519-nucleotide messenger RNA. RefSeq names its product pancreas transcription factor 1 subunit alpha (gene Fer2). The transcript has 6 exons. The coding region runs from base 84 to 761 and encodes 225 amino acids. Lineage: Eukaryota; Metazoa; Arthropoda; Insecta; Lepidoptera; Tortricidae. Gene Ontology annotation, biological process: developmental process; regulation of transcription by RNA polymerase II. Gene Ontology annotation, molecular function: RNA polymerase II transcription regulatory region sequence-specific DNA binding; protein dimerization activity; DNA-binding transcription factor activity, RNA polymerase II-specific. The record is from RefSeq and is a predicted model, not a curated record.